Cladophialophora yegresii CBS 114405 is the source of this 1980-nucleotide messenger RNA. RefSeq lists its product as uncharacterized. The transcript has a single exon. Gene Ontology annotation, molecular function: RNA polymerase II cis-regulatory region sequence-specific DNA binding; DNA-binding transcription factor activity, RNA polymerase II-specific; zinc ion binding. Gene Ontology annotation, biological process: regulation of transcription by RNA polymerase II; DNA-templated transcription. The record is from RefSeq and is a predicted model, not a curated record. NCBI's taxonomy places the organism in Eukaryota, Fungi, Ascomycota, Eurotiomycetes, Chaetothyriales, Herpotrichiellaceae. Gene Ontology annotation, cellular component: chromatin. Bases 1 to 1980 code for a protein of 659 amino acids.
AUGCUCCCAUCGCCUCCCGUAGUGGAAUAUGACGUCCGGUCUGGUGCGCGAGAGGACUGCUUAUCAGUCGAUAACCCGCUGGAAGCUCUUGCCUGCACGGAUCCGCCUGCCUACAGCUCCACGCACUGGCUCCUGGAAGAUGACUUCGAUUUCACCGUCUUCGAGCACCUGGGCUUCAGCAAUGCACUUGAAUCACAGCCCGUCUGCCAUGACAACGUCUCGGGGCCACCUUUUGGCCAGGCACCCGAGAAACCGGAACAACAGCCGGCUGUCUCUGAUCUUAGACGUCUCUGGUAUGUUCAAACUGCUGACGUUGACCCUGAAGCGAGUUCUGGCGCUGUCACUCCUGCAACCAAGGCCACCGCAUCUCUAGAGGAUAUUGACGAAGCAUACCGCGAUAAACUGGCGAGAACAUUGCGUCCUCCUAUACGUGAUGAACCCCUACCUUCGAUUGAGUUUUUGAAUCUUUGCAUCCACCUUUUCUUCACCAGGUUCAAUGUCGCUUUACCACUCAUCCAUGGCCCUACUUUUCGUCCGCAAAACAGCAACGCCUUAUUGGUCCUCUCGAUAUGCUCGGCCGGAUGUCUGUCAUUGGGAUCCGAGAUGGCUUCGAAGAUUGGCUCCAUGCUUUUUGAACGAGUAAACAAGACCAUCUUAGUUGCACCUUGGGAGAGAGCUCUUCCCCGAAGUAAUGACCACACGUGGAACAUUGCUAAGGCGGCCAUGAUCGGUCAGACUUAUGCACUUACUUCUGCGGAUACUGCACAUCGCACUACGGCUGCUGCAUAUCACGGAUCGAUGAUUUCUCUCGCUCGGCACCACAAGCUGUUCAGCCGUGCACCUCCCUUUCGCCUCGCUGAUGACCUUUCCGCCGAACUACUUGACAAGGCAUGGAGAUCAUGGGUGAAGCAGGAGGAGUUGAGAAGAGUCGCUGUGUUACUAUACAUACACGACGCCGAAAUUGCGGCACUAUUUCACCACGAACCCACCUUUCGUCACAAUGCCGGCUUUAUUCCCGCAGUGUGUUCGCAAGAGCUGUUCUCGGCUCCCACAGCAGCCAUCUGGGCAUCGUUGUUUCGGGCUGAGGCGCGCGCAGCACAGUUCCACAGUGGACAUUGCAAGACUGGAAUUCUAGACCAAGCGGGCACUGCAGAUGUUGGAGCCCGCACCCAGUCGAUUGGCACAGUGCGGACAGGCUUGAGUAACCAGAGUAUGUUCAAUGUUUACAACUCGCUCUGCGGUAUUGCAGCAUCAAUCUGCGAGUGCUGGCAUUUGGAUCUCCUUUCUUCCACCAUGGUCAAUAAGUUCGAGUCGGACCUCCUCACCUGGUAUGCGUCUUCUCCUAAAGCUUUCAAAGCGUCCAACGACCACGGCAAACAGACAGAAAGCCCCUUCAGCUUGCUCCCGCUCUGGCACUACACCUUUAUCGCCUUGAGCACCAAUCUUGAUCUUUUGGAGCUAGCGGUCGGUCGGGAAGGGACGGAUAUUGCCUCGUCAACAAGUGAAUAUGUACGGUCUUGGAUCGCAUCAUCCGAUUCCAAAAGGUGCCUACUCCAUGCGCUAUUUCUACAAAAUCUGAUGGUGUCCACGAACAUCGGUGCUCUUGUCGCCCUUCACACGCCCAGAAUUCUAUUUUCGGCCGCUCUUUGUUGGUACUGCUACAUGCUAUACCGGCCAGACAGCUCUCCACAGUCGGCGCGCAGCUUCCCAGACCUGGUACUUGAACCAUUGAACUCACUUCCAGAAAUCCAACUCCUGCGGGAGAGCCGCAGCUCGAGAUCGGCCAACGUCUACCCGGUUCCCAACAUCUUUGAUCAGACUCUCUCCACCCUGCCGCAACUCCUAGGGGCCAAUUCGGCUGGAAUGCAAGCCAGCACCCUCUGUGUUAUUGAGAGCAUGCUUCGACGACUGGGCAUGGCUGGCAUCUCCCUUCGUUUCGCCGACAUCAUACAAGCUUUCAUAUUUGGGGAUGUUGAUUAG